Diospyros lotus (date-plum) is the source of this 2606-nucleotide messenger RNA. RefSeq names its product laccase-7-like. Gene Ontology annotation, molecular function: copper ion binding; hydroquinone:oxygen oxidoreductase activity. The record is from RefSeq and is a predicted model, not a curated record. Lineage: Eukaryota; Viridiplantae; Streptophyta; Magnoliopsida; Ericales; Ebenaceae. Gene Ontology annotation, biological process: lignin catabolic process. Gene Ontology annotation, cellular component: apoplast. The transcript has 6 exons. The coding region runs from base 502 to 2424 and encodes 640 amino acids.
UUCGUUAUUUUUUCUUUCACCAUCCAAUAGAACAUCCAAAGGGGUUGUUCUCUGGAAUCUUUUAAUCGGCGAUGGUACGUUUAUGUAAUUUUAUGUGUGACGUGUUUAAGUAAAAGCCACAGAAAAAGCCUCUUCAAUGUCUCUUCUCCGGUCGAUUUUGUGUUCGCUUCGUUUGGUCAACCUCUUCCGCUGUUGAUGGCCGUUGUUGGGGGUGGGGGGAUGAGACGGUGAGGAUGGCUCCAACAAUUUUGAUUGCCACAUGUAUUCCGGGUUUUCAAUUUUGCCAAAUUUUUGGCGAGGAGAAUUGGCUAUGGCGAGCUCAGUUGGAGCUGAAAAUUUGGGUUUGGGUCCCUAUUUUCAACUUUGGCGAGCAGAAUAGAGACCCGUUAGAUUCAGCCAUAAUGGUCUUUACACACGGGAAGGGUGUCUUUUUACGUGAAGUCACUUUCCACUUUCAAUUUUCAACUUUCCAGGAAAAACUGAGCACAGAACACAUACCUAAUGCGUCUAAAAAAUAUAAAGACCCACUUGGAGAAUUUAUACACCCACCAAUACCAUACUUCCCUGAGUCCUUCAACAGUAUUACAGCUAGCAACUUUUCCCCUUUGGUUCCCAGGAGAAGCAGAAUCCCCUUGGUUUCUCACUUUCCCUUUGGUUUCCAUUUGCCGUAUGCCUCACGCUGUCUUCUUACUUGCCUGCGGAUUUGCUCUCUUGGCUUCAUCCGUUGCCUCUGCCGCUCUUGUCGAGCAUUAUUUCCAUGUGAGGAACGCAACCGUCCGACGGCUUUGUCAGGAGCAGGUCAUCACAACUGUGAAUGGAAGCCUGCCGGGACCAACGAUCCAGGUUCGCGAGGGCGACUCGCUUACCGUUCAUGUCUUCAAUGAUUGCCCCUAUCCACUAACUAUCCAUUGGCAUGGGCUUCACCAGCACAUGAAUGCUUGGGCAGAUGGAACUGAAAACACAACUCAAUGUCCGAUACGUCCUGGAACGAGUUUUACUUACAGGAUGAAUAUCACCGGACAAGAAGGGACUCUCUUCUGGCACGCCCACUCUCAAGCACUCCAAGAAACCGUCCAUGGCGCCUUCAUCAUCCGCCCCAGACGCGGCCGCUCGUAUCCCUUUCCUAAGCCCUACAGAGAAUUCCCAAUUAUUAUUGGAGAGUGGUGGAAUGAUAGUAUCAUCGAUGUCACGAAUGCGGCGCUUGCGAAAGGCAAAGGACCUGAUCAUUCUAAAGCUUUCACCUUCAAUGGCCAGCCCGGUGCUCUCCAUCCAUGCUCUGCAGAUAGCACAUACAAGAUGAAGGUGAUUCAAGGCAAGACUUACAUGUUACGCAUGAUCAACUCUGCACUUAACAUGCAAUUCUUCUUCAAGAUUGCCUUCCACAGAUUCACAGUGGUCGCCAUUGACGGCUCUUACACCAACCCAAUGGAGACUGAAGUCGUCGUCAUUGCCCCGGGCCAAACUGUCGAUGUGCUGCUCAAUGCUAACCAGCAACCAGACUCAUAUUACAUGGCGGCACUAAACUUCAUUAGCUGGGACGGCGUACCACACGAAUACAAGGCUGCCACCGGGAUCCUGGCAUAUCAGCAUGCAUUAACAUCAACCCCGCCAUUGAUGCCAAUCCUUCCAUUCCAGAAUGAUUCCUCCACAGCUUUCACUUUCCACUCCAAUCUCACCGAGCUUGUCACUGGGCCUCACUAUGUUCCAUUCCCGCAAGAAGUGGACGAGUUUAUGUUUGUCACAGUGGGCAUGGGCGUGUUGCCAUGCCCAAAGAACGCCACUUGCGAAGGGCCACUUGAUAAGAGAUUAUCGGGAAGCAUGAACAACCAGUCCUUCCAGUUUCCAACCAAGCUAUCGCUUUUGGAAGCCUUCUACUACAACAUCAGUGCAGUCUACACCUCCGAUUUUCCUGACUACCCGCCAUUGCCAUUUGACUUCACCUUGCAAGACAACAACUUCAACGAGACCCUUGUUCUAGUGAAGGACUCUACCAGGCUGAAGAAACUCAAGUUCAAUUCAACAGUUCAGAUUGUGUUUCAAAACACGGCCUUGAUUUCUUAUGAGAGCCACCCCAUGCACUUGCAUGGAAUGGACUUCUAUGUGUUAGCCCAGGGAUUUGGCAACUACAACCCUGUAAAUGAUCCCAGGAAAUUCAACCUCGUGAAUCCUCAACGACGGAGCACCAUUGCUGUGCCGGCUGAUGGGUGGGUCGUGAUUCGAUUUGGAGCAAACAAUCCAGGUACAUGGCUGUUGCAUUGUCACGUAGAGAUGCACUUGUUAUGGGGGCAAUCCAUGGUUUUUGAGGUUGAGAAUGGGCCAACUCCAUCGACUUCAUUGCCGCCGCCUCCCCCAGAUCUACCCAAAUGUUACAAUUUCGAAUCUAUUCUAGAUCGUACUCCUUCAAUAAUUACUCAAUCUUCAUGAUUCUGAAGUUAAUAGUCAUUUUUUUUAAGUUGUUAGUGAAGCCCCAUGUCUUCCUCAAUUUGCGAGGAACUUUAUGCACUAAAAAUACCGUCUAUCCAUAGCUCUACUGUGACAAAAAUUAACAAGCAUCAAUGUUUGUUUAGUAUGUAACUUGGUGAUGGUAAUUGGUUGUGUUCACUUCA